GUUUAGGCUUCCUUACUUGUACAGCUGCAUGACAUACGGCAGUGUUGAGGCAGCGAUGUCGUCGUCGGCUCCCGAAGGGAUGCCUUCGAAGCAUGCACGCUCUCCUCGAAGGACUGCAUUUUCGGAAGUGGGCUUUUACCAUUAUUCUGCGCUAACUCCCGAGUCUAGUCAACAGGCAGCCGAAGAGAGCGUCAUUGAUGAAAAUGGCUUCACUUUACUGAAUGAACGGAAACGCCAUCGUGACAGCACCGAAGCAAUGGACAUGGAUGAAUCUGGCAUGAACAAGAUCAGGAUGAAGCCUGAUAUCCUUACAUUUUAUCGUACCCCUGGAGCAUUCAAGUUUUGUCGGCGCAUCAGCAAUGGCCCAUUUAUUGAUUAUUUCCGUGCUAGCAACAGAGGUUCCCCCCUUCCGGAAAAUGUUAUCGUAGAAAUUCUUUCUUACCUGAAUAAGAGGGACCUGUGCAACGCUAUGGCAACAUGUAGGCUUUUGUACUCAGCAGGAGCAAGAUGUCGUACAUGGGAACAAGUAGAUCUGUUUAACCGCACUGUGUUCAACCAUUCGUUGAUUUGCUUCCUCAACAGGCGAUUAAAAGUCAUGCGUAUGGCAGAUACCAAUGUUGAAAAUUGGCCAUAUCACUCGACCACGCCUGCAAUAUCAUUAGAGUACCCGUUGAUGCUGACUCAUUUGGAUCUUAGUCGAGCAGUUUUCGCAGAUCGUAGUCUGUUGGUGAAGAUUAUGAAAGGAUGUACUCGUCUCCAAGCGUUAUCUAUGGAGGGUCAAGACUUAGGAGCAGACGCUGCUGAUAUUUGUGCUUCUAUCGGGAACAAUCGUGCUCUGUCUCGCCUCGAUCUAUCCAUGACAGUUGGCAUUGAUGCAAAUGGUGCACAACAAAUAUGUUCAGGAUGCAUAGCAAUACAACAUCUAAACUUGUCUUGGAGUGGUUUGGAUCAGGAAACGGUGCUAAUUUUUUGUUCAAAUCUUCCCGAUACGGUGACAAGACUGAAUAUGGCUGGAUCUUUGAAUAAGUCCUCACUAGACGAUGAAGCAGUUGAAUAUCUCGUAACGUGCUGUCCGAAUCUGAAAGAGCUCGAUUUGUCCGAUAAUGUGAACGUCACUGAGCAAGGACUGCAGUUUCUUAUGUCUCUUCAGCAGCUCGAAUCACUAUCCUUGAACAGGUGUUAUGGCAUACAACCCAUGAAUUUCUUAAUGUGCGGGCAUCUCCAUGCUCUCAAUGUCUUCGGAUGUAUAACAGAUUCGGGGUUAGCUGCUUUGAAGAACGGUCUCAGUGAGACAGAGGUUAAUGGAGCUGUUUUCAAUUACAUUGCGAAACCAACAGUACCACCAGCAGUGACAAGCAUAUGGGGUCAGCGCACUAAGGAUUGGUACUGAUGUGAUAUAUAUAACGCUUUAUCAUCCUCACUAUUUCGAUUCAUUUCAUUUACAUGUCAAUCUGUGAUAUCUAAGAGUGCGAUCGUUUUUAUUCGACGCGUGCUUCUGGCACGGUUCUUGCACAUUUCAGACUUUUCAUGUUACACUACCCUCUAUCUUCAACUCACGCUGCCCAUAGCUGACCUGUAGUAUAGCACGAAAUUCGUAGUGGACAUGGCUGCUUUGUUCACGAAAUAAAAUUUAGGAACGCACAAGAAUACAGUAGAGAUAAGGGGUUCCUGAUUUUGUGAUGGCUGUACCCAACACUACAUUGCUAACUUUGCGGAUAGUCCGCUAUCAAAUCGUUGUGCCCCUCCUAUAUGAAAUUCCAACUUAGUUCGGCUACUAAUGUCCGUACAAUGUUUGAGCACUUUCUCAAGGUUUUCAGCGUCGUACUCUUGAUCUCAACGCAUAUUUCUCCUUGCAUUCACAAUUACAACUAUGUUGAUCUCUUUCCUCGAAUUUGAAUUGCAUGCCGGUUUUUCUUUGCCCAGGAGUUUUCCGCUCAAUUAUGCGAUUCAUAUGUUACUGUACUGAAAUAAAUGUUAUCUUGUACAUUAAGCAUGCUCCAACUUCGUGUCUCAGUUGUUUCUUAUAAAUGCUUUUAGAGUAUUAAACCACUGACCAUCAAAGG
Cylicocyclus nassatus is the source of this 2063-nucleotide messenger RNA. The record is from the annotation of a GenBank genome assembly. Lineage: Eukaryota; Metazoa; Nematoda; Chromadorea; Rhabditida; Strongylidae.